Hypoxylon trugodes is the source of this 1211-nucleotide messenger RNA. RefSeq lists its product as uncharacterized. The transcript has a single exon. The record is from RefSeq and is a predicted model, not a curated record. NCBI's taxonomy places the organism in Eukaryota, Fungi, Ascomycota, Sordariomycetes, Xylariales, Hypoxylaceae. The coding region runs from base 347 to 1120 and encodes 257 amino acids.
CUCUUAUCUCCUUGUAAUAUUCUACGUAGACGUCUAUACAUUAUGAUUAUGUCUUGUACUGUACUGUCUAUAUAAGACUUUUAUAACAUAGGUUGUGUGAAGAGACUUAGGUAACUCGAUGAUGUCGCCUCGACCAAAUUAAGUAGGGAGAGCAGGGCCAUACCUCCUUCCCGGCGUUUGAUAACCCACUAAUGUAAUAAAUCUUCUCCCAUAUCCUUCUUUUGAUUUUUUUGACCCUUCUACCACGGUUCGUCGUUCUCGUCGUUUUCAUCGUUUUCAUCGUUUUCCUGCACAUCCCGCCGUACCUACAACUUUAACUCCUGCGCUAAGUGCGCCAAUCCGUACGAUGUCUACCAUUCCGAACAUGAACACUGGCAUUGUGAUGUUCAUCAAUCACCGGGCUGGCAGACCUAUCAGCCCUCCAGACAGCCUACCAGACGAAGACUUCUAUCCUCCCGCCAACUAUGCCCCGGAACAAUUUGAAAUUUCCAAGGGAGAGAAUGACACCAUCAAGGUGGGCUUCCUCGGUAACGCACUGGGUGUCUUCCUCUUGGGAGUUGGAAAGGAUGACGCAAAGCUCUUCAAUCCACCAUUCAAGUCAAUCUACCCCGUCUGUGUCCAGGGCAGCGAGGAGAAUGUUUGCCCCGGCUCGCUCAUCUUGGAAGCAACACGAGAGAACCAGAAGCUCAUCCGCGCCGCCGCAGGGAUCCUCCUGCAGAAGAAGAACACCGCAUACUUCGAGUUCAUCAAAGAAUCCGAUAUGGACGUCCCUCUCGCGAGCAGAUGUGUGGUGAAGAAAUACGAGACCCCCGAGUUUCAGCUCAAGGUAGCGGAAGCCCAAGUCAAACCGGCCUUCCCUCGUAUCUUGGCGAUGACCUACGUUGACCCUGUGUCUGAUCAGCGGCGACGAGUCAAUGGCUACUUACUUUUGGCUCGCCGGCUACGUGACAACGGACACGUUCUGUACAGUGAGGUCUUCCAUUCGAAGGACAACGUAUUCAGGGUCAGCACGUUUGAUAUCAUCCUCUGGGAGUCCGAGGAGGCGCUCGACCGCCUAUACGACCUCGAUCAGGAGAUCACCAACCAGUUGAACCAGCAUUCGAACGGUCAGUCGAAUUAGUGACGCCUAGAUAUAAGAUGGCUGGGUUCUCGGUUUAUUUGCAAACGUCGUUGUCGCCAUUACGAUUGUCCGUUUUCGUGGGUUCUGAUGA